AUGGCUACCCCCAGUGUCCUUACCUUUGAUGCUGAGGGUCGUGCUGUUGACUUUGAGGUCUGGGUCGAUGACCUCCAGCUGUUCCUACAGUGCGAUAGGGCAGACGGACUCUCCCUGUUCGAUCUCACCUCUGGUGCCUCUCCUGCCCCGCCUGCUACUACUGACAGCAAUGUUCGCUCACAGUGGGCCACACGCGAUGCUGCUGCCCGUCUUGCUGUGCGUCGCCACUUACCGACCACUGAGCGUGCGCACUUUAGCCAGUACAAGAGUGCUAAGACCUUGUACGACGCUGUAGUUGCACGCUACUCUUCCCCUGCCACUGCUGCGCUGAACCGCCUCAUGCUGCCGUACUUGGACCACUUCCUCUCAGUUUGCCCCACCACACUCACCGUUGACCUCCUCGAGGAGCGCCUCCCAGCAGCAGAGAAGAGCAUAGUUGCUGUAGGAGCCUCUCAUGGUGACCCUCGCACCCCCGUCUUUGAUGGGUGUUCCCCUUCCCCCCUCUUGCCCUCAGUUGCUUCUGCUGCUGUGGCCGACCUCGUUGCUUUCGAGUCGGUCGGCGCUGCAUCUACCCCUAGCGAGAGACGCCGCACCGGCAAAGGCAAGGGGGGCAAGGGCGCUGGAGGGGCUAGCGGGGGCAGUAGAGGUGGUGGUGGAGGCAGUGGAGGGGGAGGGGGUGGUGGUGGGAGUGGUGGCGAGGGUGGAGGUGUCGGUGGCAGCAGUGGAGGCGGAGGAGGCGGCGGCGGUGGCGGAGGGAGCAGAGGCGGCGGAGGUGGCGGAGGCGGCGGAGGUGGCGGAGGCGGCGGAGGUGGAGGAGGUGGCUGCGGCAGCGGUGGAGCUGGCCGCGGCUCUGCGCAGAGGAGUGGCUCCGGUGGUGGUCCGCGCCAGCAGCAGCAGCGUAGUCGUGAGACCCUGUCCCCUCAGCAGCUUAGUGAGUGGUACACUGAGCGUCAACGCGGUGGGGGUACUGGUCCCUGCACCUACGUCCUCCGUACCGGCGACCACGCUUGUGAGCAGUGCGGGGGCCCGCACUCCACCCAGCGCUGCUUCGGCCGCCUGACGGACGCGUGGCGUCACCAGUUCCCUGACGCCACUGAGAUCCCUCGCUGGGGAGAGCUGUCUAGGGCGGGGGUUGCUAUCUUUGUUCUUGAUUAUGAUGCUAUUCUUGCUGCCAUGUAUGCUGUGUCUAAUAGUGUUGAGGGUGACUGUUACCUGUGUGUUCCGCCUGACCCGGGCAUUGAGGCUGCUGCUCUAGGUGCUGGUGAGGCUGCUGCUCUAGGUGCUAGUGCGUCUGCUGCCCCAGGUGCUAGUGAGUAUGCUCUCUCAGGUACCACGUCGGCUCAGGCCUUACACACCUUCACCCUUGACUCGGGUGCUUCCCGCUCCUUCUUUCGAGACCGCACCACGCUUACGCCACUUAGUCGGCCGGUUGCGGUCUCCCUGGCGGACCCCUCUGGGGGUCCUGUCCUUGCUAGCUUCUCCACUGUCUUCGUCGCUCGUACGUAG
Closterium sp. NIES-65 is the source of this 1506-nucleotide messenger RNA. The record is from the annotation of a GenBank genome assembly. NCBI's taxonomy places the organism in Eukaryota, Viridiplantae, Streptophyta, Zygnematophyceae, Desmidiales, Closteriaceae.